AUGCAUCGAGGCAGCUUUUUGAUCGUUCUUAGCUGUUUAGUUUUGUGUAUUAAAUUAGCUAAUGCAGCAAAUUGGGCAUUGCUAGUUGCUGGUUCUAAUGGAUGGUAUAAUUAUCGACAUCAAGCAGAUGUUUGUCACGCAUAUCAAAUUUUACAUAAUCGUGGUAUUCCUGAUUCAAAUAUUGUGGUGAUGAUGUACGAUGAUAUAGCUCAAAAUCCAGCUAACCCUACGAAAGGUAUUAUUAUCAAUCAUCCACAUGGUCACGACGUGUAUCACGGUGUUCCGAAAGAUUAUACAGGCGCGACGGUAACACCAGAGAAUUUUGUGAAUAUCUUACUUGGAAAUAAAACACCCAUGCAAGGGAUCGGCAGUGGAAAGGUUAUUGAAAGCGGUCCAGAUGAUAACGUAUUCGUUUAUUUCACAGAUCACGGUGCUACUGGUCUGGUGGCUUUUCCCAGUAGUUUUCUCUAUGCAACUGAUUUGAAUGACACAAUUACCAAAAUGUAUACGGGCAAAAAAUACAAACAAAUGGUUAUCUACAUCGAAUCAUGUGAAUCAGGAUCGAUGCUCGAAAAUAUUGUACCCAAUAAUAUUAAUGUUUACGCGACCACAGCAUCGAAUGCCGAAGAGUCAUCCUAUGCAUGCUAUCUUGAUAAUAAACUUUCAACGUACUUAGGUGAUUGUUAUUCAGUAGCUUGGAUGGAAAAUUCUGAUGAGAAGAAAUCUGCGAAAGAGACACUGUAUGAUCAGUAUGAAAUUACAAAACGAAAGACUCAUGAAAGUCAUGUUAUGCAAUAUGGUGACCUCAAUCUCGGUCGAACUCAUGAUGUGAACGAAUUUCAAGGUAAUAAUACGGGAUCGUCGGAAAAGAGAUCGUUUUAUGGCAACAGGCGAAACCGAAAUGCUGUUCCCAUGGAAGAUGUUCGUAUUUCAAUCCUGUCACAUCGUUUAGCUGCCAGUAAGGAAAAUUCCAAUGAACGAAAAAUUUUAGAAAAGGAACUUGCUCGAACAAUCAACGACAAACAUGUUAUUCAAAGUCGAUUGGAACAGAUUAUCUCAUUUUCUUUGUCAUCGAUGAAUAACAUACAAUUCUUCACAACAAUCACACAGAAUCGAAUGAAGUUGACUCAAUUUAAAUGCUACAAAUCGGUUACUCAGUAUAUUCACAAGCAGUGUUUUGAUCUUCAAAAUGAAUUUGCUCUUCACAAAUUAUGGACAAUCGCGAACCUGUGUGAAAUCAGCAACAACGAAUCAGUAAUCAAACAUGCCAUUGAUCAAGCGUGUCCCGAACGUUUACACUUUGACUAUUAA
Adineta ricciae is the source of this 1311-nucleotide messenger RNA. NCBI's taxonomy places the organism in Eukaryota, Metazoa, Rotifera, Eurotatoria, Adinetida, Adinetidae. The record is from the annotation of a GenBank genome assembly.